This is a messenger RNA of Acytostelium subglobosum LB1, 2667 nucleotides long. RefSeq lists its product as hypothetical. Gene Ontology annotation, biological process: translational initiation. The record is from RefSeq and is a predicted model, not a curated record. Gene Ontology annotation, molecular function: translation initiation factor binding; translation initiation factor activity; RNA binding. Gene Ontology annotation, cellular component: eukaryotic translation initiation factor 3 complex. Lineage: Eukaryota; Evosea; Eumycetozoa; Acytosteliales; Acytosteliaceae. The transcript is spliced from 3 exons. The coding region runs from base 1 to 2667 and encodes 888 amino acids.
AUGUCUCGUUUCUACGCAUCUUCAUCGUCGUCAGAGUCGGAUAGCGAUUCAUCAUCCUCGGAUUCAGAUGUCCAGGUUGUACCAAAGACAAAGGCACGUCAGGUCUCAUCUUCAGAAGACGAGGUUGAGGUCAAGCGUGUCGUACGUUCAGGAAAGGACAAGCUGUUCGAUCAAUUCGAGAAGUCUCUCACAGAGACCAGACAGCAAAUUCAAGAUAGCGAAUGGACCAAGGUUCAAACAGGCUUCGAAGCGACUAUAAAGUUGGUUGAAAAGUCAGCCAACCUGAUUCAAAAGGAAGGUAUUCCACCUGCCUUUAUUAAGAUACUGUUUGUGAUUGAGCAUGGACUGGCCAACAUGGACACAAAGAAGAAGUUGUCACCAACAAACACCAAGUCAGUCACUAUCCUCAAGCAGAAGAUCAAGAAGGUUAUUUCACCAACCUACGAGAAGCAGAUCAAGCAAUACAGGGACAGCCCAGAGCUCGCCGGCAUUGGCGCUGGCAAGGCCAAGCCUGCCGCUGCCGCCCCUGCCUCCGACUCUGAGUCAGAGUCCGAGUCAGAGUCAGAGUCCUCCGAGGACGAGAAGCCCAAGAAGCCAGUCGCUGCUGUCCCAAAGAAGCCAGCAGCAGCAGCUGCCAAGAAGCCACCUGCAGGAGGUUUCAAGAAGAUUGGAGAAGACAGUGAUUUCUCAUCCUCUGGAGAUGAUGAUUCAGAGGAGAGUGAUUCAGAGUUUGAUGACGACUCGGAUGAAUCGGACACUUCAUCAAGUGAUUAUGGUAAUGAGGACACGUACAACAAGUGGAUCAAGAAGGAUGCCAAGAAGCCCGCACCAGCCACCGCUGUCAAGCCAAAGGAUAGAGUGCAGCGUGUCAAGCCGGUUGAGGCCGCGACUGGCGAUGCCUCGGCUACCCCAGACGGAGCUGCAGCACCCGCCGUCGAGCAGCGUCCACUCACUGCCGAGGAGAUCGUCAAGAAGCUGAAGGACUUGCACAAGAACCGUGGCAAGAAGGGCACUUCGCCCGCCAAGCAGAUCGAGGAGCUCGAGAACCUGCUCUCACAGGUCAAGAAUGAGAAGGACACGUUCGACAUCCUCUACACGCUCAUCAACUCACAGUUUGAUCUCUCGCCAACGCUCCAGACAUCGCUGCCAAUCCCCGUGUGGAAGACCACCAGCCAGAACAUCCUCAAGCUGAUCAACAUCCUCGAGACUGACAAGAACUUUGUGUUGCUGCUCGACCACGAGGAGGUGUCCUACCUGAAGGAGGGCCAGAUCAUGGUGCGCGGCAACCUGCUAUCGCUGUACGAGAAGUUGGACGAGGAGUACGUCAAGAGUCUGCAGCACAUGAACAACAACUACCCAUCCACAGAUUAUACCGCCCGUCUUGCCGACGAGGAUGUGCUGCUCAGCAUUGGCACCAAGGUGCAGCAGUACCUGGAGGACCACCGCCAGUUCAGCAGCGCGUCUCGCGCUGCCGUCCGUCGUCUGGCACACAUCUACUACCGCGUCAACGUUGAGCAGGAGGCUGCCAACGCCGCCAUGCUCAAGAACCUGUCCAGCUUCGUCUACCAGUACGGUGAUGAGCGUCUCAAGGCCCGCACCAUCUUGUUCAACAUCUACUUCAGCGCCAUCCACAACCACUUCCACGCCGCCCGUGACAUGAUGUUGAUGUCUCAUUUGCAGGACAACCCCACGCUCAUGGACGUCACGACACAGAUCCUCUUCAACCGCUCCAUCGUGCAGGUCGGUCUGUGCGCCUUUAGAAACGGAUACAUACAGGAGGCUCAGAACUGUCUGGCCGAGUACUCGGGUCUGCGCAAGGAGUUGAUUGCACAGGGCGUGUCGAUGGUCAACAAGUACCAGGAGAAGGACCAGCUGAAGGAGAUUGACGAGAAGCAGCGUAUCCUGCCCGCACAUAUGCACAUCCCAUUCGACCUGAUCGAGACAGUCAACCUGCUGUCGGGCAUGCUGAUCGCCGUGCCACAGAACGCCGCCCGCCCAUUCGACAACAAGUUCAAGACCUGCAAGUUCUACCAGCGUCAUAUGGACCAUCUCGACAAGCAGACCUUCAUCCCACCCGCCGAAACCUUUAAAGACGUGAUCUACGCCGCCUCCAAGAAGCUGGCCACUGGCAACUGGCGCUCCACCAUCGAGCUCAUCUCGGGCCUCAAGCUCUGGACAAUGAUCGCCGACGCCGACGCCGUUCGCGAGCGUCUGAACCGCAUCAUCCAAGAGGUGUCGCUGAAAACCUACCUGUUCACCUACUCGGCCUACUACAGCACAAUGCUUCUGGACGAGCUGGCCACCCGCUUCGACCUGCCCAAGAACCACGUGCACUCCAUCCUCUCCAAGAUGAUGGCCAACCACGAGAUAUCAGCAUCAUGGGAGCACUCGACCGAGACCAUCACCUUCCAUCGCUCCGAGCAGACCAAGCUGCAGUACCUGGCGCUCAACUACUCUGACUCACUGAUCAACUUUGUCGAGCAGAACGAGAGAAUCUACGACAGCAAGUUUGGCAGCUAUCGCAACAAGAAGUUUGACGACGUCGUCGGCGGUGGCGCCAGCGGCAGUGGAAGCCAUGGCCAUCACCAGGGCGGCCAGCAUCGCGACCACCAUCACUACCAGCGCAACAAGCCUCAACAACAUAGAGGUGGAAGAGUGCGUCAAUAA